GCCCAAUAAUACGCUAUACACGAAGCUGUAUAAAAGAGUGUCCUUACAGUGUUUUGGGCAAUCAUACGAGGAACCUUGAGCCGACAAAAUGAGAGGACAUCGCGCUACAGUACUGUUCUUACUUGCUACCGUGAUUAUAAACGGAAUCACAUCAACAAACGUGAAGGAAAAACUCCAUAACAUUCCCGAAAAGAUUAUCGGAGGGGUCAUUGACAUCGUACAGAACCAUAAGAACAAACCAACCACCCCCUCGCCAGUGUAUCAGAACCAACAGGGCUAUCAACAGCAAGGCUACUAUCAGGGGAACUACAAUAAUGGGUACCAACAGCAGUUUCAAAAUCAGGGACAAAACGCUAACUAUCCUCAAGGUGGAAACUAUCCUGUAAACAACCAAGUAUACCCCCCGCCAGCUCAGAACUUUGGUUCGCAAAGUCAAUCCCAAUCACAGUACCAAAACGGCUACAAUCAGGGACAGUAUCAAGCUCAAAAUCAACAAGGUCAAAAUCAAAACCAAUUCCAAUCUCAAAACCAACAAGGUCAAAAUCAGAACCAGUUCCAAUCUCAAAAUCAACAAGGUCAAAAUCAGAACCAGUUCCAAACUCAAGGACAAAAUGGCCAGUUUCCAAAUCAACCAGGAGGUUAUAUUCCUGUUCAAAAUCAAUUACCGAACCAACCUUCAGGACAGUAUGUAGGAAAUACCCAACAGGUAACCGGUCAGUACUCAGGGUCGAAUCAGCAAUCUACAGGGCAGUAUCAAGUAGCGAAUCAGCACACUACACCCCAGUACCAAGGCGCGGGUCAGUACCAAGGAGCAAGUCACCAAACUACACCACAAUACCAAGUCCCUAGCCAAGGCACGGGACAAUACAUUGGCACUAAUCAAUCAACAGGAAAUUAUCAAGUAGUAAAUCAACAGCAAAGUUCUCAGUUUCAAGGUCCCAACAAUCAAUUUCAAGUGGUAAGCCAAACAGGUCCCGGUGGUACACAAACUUCAGGCGCUAAAGGUCCAGGAACAAAUGGCCCUGGUCCCACUUGUAUAUGCCAGGCCUGGACUAAACCAGAAAAUGAUGAGCUUACCAAUGUCCCUGUAAAAUCUGAUAAGAAUGCGCUAAAGAAAUAUCAGCCGUAUAAAAGCCUGUAGAAAUUUUAGCAGCAAAUUUAUAUAUUCUGUCUAGAGUUUUCUUGCUCUAUAUUUAUUGUUAGGCGCUUAGUUUAAUUUUCAUGAUCUCUGAAUCAUUUUAUUUUGUAAUUCCACAGAAAUCUUACUAUAUCGUACCUAUUUAAGCUUAUUUAUUUGUAUUUUAUUCUGUAAUUAAUUAACAUUUCAAUGCUAAAUAGAAUUAAUUAUCUGCUAUUUAUUUUAUAAAGUAAGAAAGUUGGCUAUCAAUCAAACAAUGUUAGUAACUACCAUUACUAUCUCGUAAUUUACAUCGGUAAAUGGCUAUGACAUAAAAAGAACUGACGAAUAAGCAAACAUAAUGUA
Hyposmocoma kahamanoa is the source of this 1483-nucleotide messenger RNA. RefSeq lists its product as uncharacterized. Lineage: Eukaryota; Metazoa; Arthropoda; Insecta; Lepidoptera; Cosmopterigidae. Bases 89 to 1141 code for a protein of 350 amino acids. The record is from RefSeq and is a predicted model, not a curated record. The transcript is spliced from 2 exons.